AACUGCAGCAUAUCAUACAGAUGCACUCAGGUUUCACGUUUAUGCUGAAUCGCCAGAGUGCACUGGCUUAUAUAGUUGAAACUAGGUCAAGCUUUGUCAACUUUAAAAAUCAAGAAAACACCAACAGUUUGCUGCUGUCGAGUCUCGUGACUGGGGUAACAUAUACCUCGCACACCCGCCCAGUGGCAUGUGGUUUUAACAAUAGAAGGAGGCCGACAUGAUGUAGAGCCUGUGACAAGCUGACGCGUACCUGGAGAUCGACACUGACACGCCCCUUGUAUACAUAUCAUUUACGUGUGGAUAUAUAGACAUCUUCUACACACGAGGCUGUUUUCACUGGAAUUUAUUUGUGCAACUAUCGACAACGACAACCCAGAGGAAAUGAACAUCACUGGAACGUCACACGAGCUGACAACGCAAGGUCCAAGUAAAGCACUGUUCAAGAUCGACUACGACGCAUGGCGACAGUGUAAUGAGACGGUGCUGCAGAGACCAUACCCCGAUGAUGGCCGCCUGUACUGUAACUCCACGUUUGAUGGCUGGCUGUGCUUUGACUACACCCCGGCUGGGGAGACUGUCUACAAGCCGUGUCCGGUCAAGAUCCAACCGGGUUUCAAUCCUGAAGCAUUCGGACGUAAAUACUGUAUGGAGGACGGGAGAUGGUACGUUCACCCUGACACUGGGGCGACGUGGACCGACUACAGGGCGUGUCCCCUUGGGCAGAAUGAACUUAGUGUGAUAAUGCUCUACAUCUCGGGUUAUGCAGCCUCCCUUAUCCUCUGCCUCAUCAGCAUUGUCGUCUUCAACCUGUUCAGACAGCUGAAGUGCAACCGAGUGACCCUCCACCAGCAUCUGUUUGUGUCCUACAUCCUGACUGGGCUGUUGUGGAUCCUCUACUACACCGAGGUGGCCAUGAAACAUGACGUCAUCCGAGAAAACCCGGUGUGGUGUCGAGUGUUACACGUGCUCACACAGUAUAUAACAACCUGUAACUACGUCUGGAUGCUCUGCGAGGGCUUCUACCUUCACACGCUCAUCGCCCUCGCCUUCACCAAGGAGAAGAAACUGCUGUGGAUCUGCAUCAUAUUUGGCUGGGUUUUCCCUGUGUUUCCAACGUUACUGUAUGCGUGCCUUCGUGGAACAAGUGAUACUGACAACGCCAAAUGCUGGCUAUACGAGUCCUCCAUGAUGUGGGUUGUUAUUGGUCCAGUUGUCCUCUCAAUAGUGGUCAACCUUUCGUUUCUGGUGAAUAUUCUACGCAUUCUUUGUUCAAAACUACGUGCCUUCAACUCCAGCGAAAACCAUCAGAAUAGACGUGCAGUACGGGCCAUCCUGAUCCUCAUCCCUCUGCUGGGGCUUCAGUACCUUGUCAUCCCCUUCAGGCCGAGCAGUGGUCCCAGUCCUCUCUACAUCUUCAAUAUGAUCUCAGCCUUCCUCGUAUCCUUCCAGGGCGUCUUUGUAGCGCUCAUUUUCUGCUUCUUCAAUGGGGAGGUGAUGACGGUGCUCCGCCGGAAGUGGAAUCAGGUACGCCAUAACUAUGAUCCUGGCUACUCGGAGAGACGACGCAGUCUCACUAACACUACAGCUGUACCGUGGGAGGAAAGCACAGUCGCCAUGCCACCACUGAUCAAAAACGGUAGUGGCCGUUCCUCCUCAAGGCACUUUGCCACUAAGUCACAGGAGGUCGCGGAGAUGCAAUGCAUGAUGAAUCCCAGUUCGGAUAACAACUGACAAAGACAGCGCCCAGUUCAUACAAUGUUGAGACAAGGCCUGAGACACAUGGGUAACAGUUCACGCCUUGUGAGGCAUUUCCGGGAAACCAAAGAGUUUUGACGAAAAAGAAUUCAUUUCAAGGAUAUCCAUCCACAUCCAGAUGACCAUGGAUUAAUGUGUUACUCAUAUAUACGGAAAAUUAUCUCUAGUGGCCAUUUACAGAAACUGAAGACAAAGAAUCAAAUUAUUGCAUCAAGAACUUCUAGCCUUUUUGGUCAAGUUUUUAAUUCUUGAAUGCUGUUGUUAUUUGUUAUUACGGCAAUUAUUGCGUUAAAUUGGGAAACCCAUAUCGGAACUAUUAGAAAUCCAAGAGACAUAAUUAUGUAGAUAGAGAUCAGCCAAAAGUAAGUGAAGAGGAGCAUUCUUUUCACAUCCAAUGCCAGCGUAAAGUUAUCAUUGAACCAGUAUGAACCAUUACGCUACGUAUAUAUAAACUGAAACCAGUUCUGGUGAACGACUGAAAAGCGCAAACAUGUGAUAAACCAGUUCUCGUGUUAUAUCACCACAGCGCAUCCAAACCAGUUCCGAGGAACCGGUAUAUAGUUUCUGCCCUGACACAGGGCAUGCGCGCAUUACACUGAUCAUUCCAGAGGUUAACUGUUACAUUUAGACAUGGAAAUAUUCGUUCUAAAUGCUCAGUCACGUGUUCACAUUUGAUCGCGCGAAAUCAUAAUAUGGUGCUUUUCUAUCUUCGACGUUUAUGUUGUUUUGUGACGAUUGUCACAAGCACUGUCGACAUAAUCUUCAUGUUACAUUGUCAUAGUUGAAUGUAUAGUGUAAUCAACCAUCCUCACUCACUUGACUUUAGAGAUAACUGUGGUACACUUGUAUCUAGAAGCCCUGAACAGGGCCUGUAUGUACGCUCGGGCAGACUGUCAUUCCUUGUAGGCUUAAUUAAAACACCACUUUGUUAUCAAUUAAAUUAAAUAUCACCCUGACAGCAGAGGGAACACAUCUCUCUUCACACAAAGUAAUAUGUGACUUCGUUGACGCAGUCUGACUUUGAAUAAUUAAUCAAUGCCGCAUACACUGCCGUGCUGAUGGCUAACACCUGUCUUGUUAAUGAAGAUAUAAAUCAACACAACAGAUUCAAUUGGACGAAAAAGCCAAAAUGACUAAAAUGCUCUACAGGAUCACAGAUAAUAAGAGAUGCCACCAGGUGUCAAAGUAUCACGACUCUCCACAUGACAUUGCUGUCUUCCGUUGCCCUGUAUUGUACUUGUUUCCAUAUGUCAUAUGUUUCAGCCCCCCUUUCACUCGCCCACGUACUCACUCACUCAUUCUUCACUAUACAUUAGUCUAACACUGUUGUGUCAAUCGUUCUUCACUAUACAUUAGUCUAACACUGUUGUGUCAACCCUACAAGUCUCGAACUAACGGUUGUCCCGAAGUAAUUACUUUAGCCCCUGCGUAUUCCUCACUUUUUCACCAUUUUGUGGUUGUGCCGAAGUAUUUACGUUGGUCCCGGCAAAUUCGACACAACGGUGUCCGACUGUAGAUCGUUAUCCUAUCGUGCUAACAGGAGCCAUAGCCGGGUUCCUAGAGAUGGAUGAGGCACACAGAAAGUGAGUGAGUGAGGUUUGAAUCCGAUUGAACAGAGUUUCAAUUUUGUGUCGACGUUCGUAAUAUGGGAAGGACUAUCAAGUGAAGCCGGAAUUUAAUUAGGAUAGACCCUACAUCGUUAUCAGGAAAAACUUUUAUUCGAGCAAAGCGAAUCCUGGUAUCAAAGGGAGGUAAAUAUUGCCGACAGUUGGAUGGAUGACAGUCCAGUGAGCGUACCUAGGGAUUCGGGUCUAGCCCACAUUGAAGUACAAAUGUCUCCUUUGCCGAGUGACUUCUUUAACAAGCAGUGUAUGGGUACCCCGUGGGAUGAAAUGGUAAUGGUAGUUACACUCCUGGCGGCAGUUCGGCAUGUAAACAACCAAGGGAGCCCAUAAUGAAACGUAUGAUAAUAAUGUAGGAACAUGAGAAUAGAAUCUGUAUCAUGUAAUUAAGAUGAGGAUUACGGUGCCUCAAACAACGGGCUCCGUUAUAUAACCAGGAUAAUAUAUGUAAUAAACAAAAGAUGAGAAACUGUCACUGGCAUUUAUAAUUAUUCCCAUUGUCAUACAUACCGAAUGCAUCCCGUCUCCUCAUUUGUCAGUAUUUAAUGACCUCAUCGCGAUUUUUAAUUAUAAGAGUUGCAAGAUUUUGUUUUUGUGAUCACAUGUAAUUCGAAUCUCCUUUGUAAGUGCUUGUUACGUGACUGUAUCAAGAUGUGGAUGUUCACAUAGACUCAUGGUUUCAGGCGGAGUGUACAGGAGCUAUUGUCUUAGGAUGUCCGCUGGUUUGUAGAAGGGGUAUUCAGUUUCUGGGUAAAUCAUAAACAGUUGGCAUUAAACUAACUCUCCACAUGAGAAAGUGGGUUUGGUUUCAUGGUGAUUUGAGCAUUGUUCCAGUUUUAUCAGCUUAUUCCGGAAAUCAAACCCGAGGUGAUGUUUGAUGUUUGACAAAAUGAUUCCCAUAUGUUGGUAAACAACUGUUGACACGUGCCAGUUAAUACAAACCCAGCAAAGAACCUCAGUGUAAAAUCUGUAAAUGUGCCAUCGUCUGUAAUACUUUGAGUUAAUAAAUAACCGGUCAUAUUUUUCGUAA
This is a messenger RNA of Haliotis rubra (blacklip abalone), 4407 nucleotides long. Its product is annotated as calcitonin receptor-like. Bases 382 to 1731 code for a protein of 449 amino acids. The transcript has 15 exons. Gene Ontology annotation, molecular function: calcitonin receptor activity. The record is from RefSeq and is a predicted model, not a curated record. Gene Ontology annotation, cellular component: plasma membrane. Lineage: Eukaryota; Metazoa; Mollusca; Gastropoda; Lepetellida; Haliotidae. Gene Ontology annotation, biological process: adenylate cyclase-modulating G protein-coupled receptor signaling pathway; cell surface receptor signaling pathway.